AAUUAUUUUUCACCAGAAUAAUAGAAAUUUACUUUUCUUCAUUUAGAGACCUCCCCAAAUCUGCUCCUAAACAUCACCGAUACGAUGAUGAACAAAAAGUAAACAGUGAAUCUCUUCAACUCCAUAAGGAUCUUCACCAGCAAAAACUUCGAAAAGAAAACUCAGAGAUUCCAAGUUUCCACAGUGAUUGGCUUAUGGCCGUAGUUAGCAAUGGUGGUACUUUGCCUCCACUGAUAGCUGCCCAACUCAAUUACCUCCUCACUCACUCUCCAUUCUCUGUCAAAGUUGAUCGAAUAUGGUCUGGUUGUAGAAAGGGAAACCCACAGUUAGCUGAUCGGUUUACUCUUCUCAUACCACUCUGCCUAGAUUACAUCAAAUGGGAUGUUAUAUACAAUGCACAGUACCCAUUAGCUGCACCUGAUAUUAUAUUUGCUGCUGAAGAUGAAAGUUUUCAUCCAUUUUUUGUUGCUGGUGAUGCGGAAACACCUAAAAGUAGCUUGUGUGAUUGGAAUAUCAAGGAUCCUUCAAAGCUCUUGGCACUAAUUCAUGAACUAAGGGAUAUUUACAUACUGUAUCAGAGGAAAAGAAUUGCAGAACUUGACGAUGACAGAUUGAAGUUCGAAAUUAGCACCAUUCAUUCUAGGGAGGGCAUUGAAGUUUGUAUGAUUUCGGGACCUGACAAGCCAGAAGAAGUUAGAUUUGCUGUACCUUUGCUGGACAUAGAUUUAAAUAAACUGGUGCAUGGGUGUCCGUGGAAGCAUCAGCAAAUCAUCUACUUACAGGUUGUAUUUCCUAUUAGGAGAAAAUAUGGUCCGGCGCCUUCUGCUCCUAGAAUGAAACUUGUCUCUUCCUCAGAGCUGAAAGCACUAUUCUCUGUUGAAGAUGUGAAGCUUCUUCCAUGGUCAGAAGGAAUGUGCAUGGCUGAAUAUCUGCCUACUUUAGAAGAAAAUCUCAAGCUUCAGAUUGUGGAUGCUGUUGCAUCAGUUGGUGCUAGAAGACGCUUUAUAGAGGCUUUAGCUCCAAUAUGUGGAAGGCCUAUAGAAGCAGAUCCAGUCUUUUGCAGAAAGGCCACACUUCUUGCUGCAACUGGGGUGUUUACAUUUCUGGUGCAUAUCUCCAUUCCGAUUCAGUUUCCUAAGCAACAACCAACUCUGAUGCUGCAAAGUUCACAGCACUUCAACGCCCAAGGAACACCAGUAGCGUCACCUCCUUUGGUUGAUUGUCCAUGGAGCCCAAGAUGGGAUGCAUCACAAAUGGCUGAGCGAAUCUUUGAGUUUCUGGCGGAAGAAGGCUUGACUUUCAAGAAGUACUGCAACGACAUCCUAGUUCAACAUCAUUAGUUGUUGCAGUGUUGAGGUAAUCAUUGUUUCAUAUCAACCGUAAGCUAUUGUAUUUUAUUUUUUUUAAACUCAUUGUUCCUCUAUUUGGCUUGGGACAUAUGCGUCCUUCCAUCCUGUAAUAUUGUAGUUCAUCUUGUGCACUUCAGUACCCUAAAAAUAUUGUUCUCACAGCUAAGCUUUGUUUUCAAUGUUUUCCAAAUGGAAAGCAAAAGAGAUAAGCUAAGUAGAGAAACAUUCAACGUUGAAACCUUCAGCAGUUAAUAUCAAAGGACUGCAGUUGAAAAAUGCUGAACGGGUUGUAGAAAUUUUGUACGAGUAGUUGGGUUAGGAUGCUGACAUGUAAGAUUAGCCUUAGUCUAGAGCGACAAACUUAAACCUGUUUUGUCAAAAUAUUAUAUGCCGAAAUGGCAACACAGGAUCUGUGCUUUGUUGCUUUUGUCUGAAUAUUUGUGCUGAUUGAUUCCUAAUCAUGUCAAAAUCAGCAUCUACUCUUUCUUCUAUUAAAUUCAACUGCAUCAAACUUUACACUA
This is a messenger RNA of Papaver somniferum (opium poppy), 1870 nucleotides long. Its product is annotated as BRISC and BRCA1-A complex member 2-like. The record is from RefSeq and is a predicted model, not a curated record. Gene Ontology annotation, cellular component: BRISC complex; BRCA1-A complex. Gene Ontology annotation, biological process: double-strand break repair. Lineage: Eukaryota; Viridiplantae; Streptophyta; Magnoliopsida; Ranunculales; Papaveraceae. The transcript is spliced from 13 exons. Bases 195 to 1340 code for a protein of 381 amino acids.